UCAAAUAUUGAGCUCAAGAAAAAUCUAAAAUAUUACGGAGUAACUAUUCAAUGUAGCGAUCGGGGCAUCGCCCGUGCCACACACUAGUUCACUACUAAUACUAAGGUGUGUGAAUGAUUGUCGAUAGUUAGUUUUACACUAUUACUCCAUACAUGCAAACUAGCUUCCGCACAAUCUUGCUCAACCAACGUGAGACUGUAGAUCACACUAUUUUUAAAUGCUACUAGUCAUUUAUUGUUAAGAAAUACUAUUUAGUUAGACAUACUCGAGCCUAUUCGCCGAGUCUAAGAUAACUUGGGCUUGACUCGUUAAGAUCUCGACUGAACAACUCAAGUCGAGCCCGCUCGAACCGAGCUUUGACCAAACUUUGCCGAGCCUAGCCGAACAUCGAGCAGUCCACGAACAGGCUCGGCUUCGUUAACACCCCUGGUUAUGCCAAUGGUAAAACAUGGAGUUGGGUGGAAUAUAAAAAAUAUCAAAAACACAAAAAAAAAAAAAAAAAAAAACAGUUUCAUUAGGGCUUCUCACGCCUCUCUCUCGUAAUCCGGCGAGGUCUCCGUCAUCGGUGAAUUCUCCUUCUCCCGCCGUCUUAAUGCAGAUCAUCACAUGUCAGGCUAGAACCUGGCUAAGGCUUUGGCGCCGUUGCCGGUCAAUAUCAACAAUUUCGAAUCAUUUGCAGGCUUCAUCAAAUGGCUUUGAGUUUGAGCACAAGGAUAAAAAGGUGGAUAUUGAGAAUCUAUUCAGGCUCUGCCACAGUUCACAUGUUGUUAAGAGAGUCCAUGCCCUUCUUGUUGUCUCUGGUACAACUCACAGUAUAUAUGUUAGCACUAGGCUCAUCAAUCUUUAUGCUCGUCACGGGGACUUGGCUUUUGCUCGUAAAACUUUUGGCCAUAUCCGAUCAAAAGAUGCUUACACUUGGAAUUCAAUGAUAGCUGCGUAUGUGCGCACUGGCUGUUGCAGUGAAGCUUCGAGUUGCUUCAAUGAGCUGAUAUCAUCAGGUGAGGUUCCGCCUGAUAAUUACACCUUCCCUCCUAUCCUGAAGGUUUGUGAGAGCCUUAUCGACGGAAAGAAAAUCCACUGUAGGGUUCUCAAAGAUGGUUUCAUUUGGGAUGUGUUUGUGUCUGCUUCCUUGAUUCAUAUGUAUUCCAGGUUUGGUUUCGUGGCUGAUGCACAAAACCUUUUCGAUAAUAUGCCGUUCAGGGAUUCGGCUUCUUGGAAUGCCAUGAUUUCUGGAUUUUGUCUGAACGACAAUGUGGAAAAAGCACUAGACUUUGUCAAUGAAAUGAGAUUGAAGAGCAUACGUUUGGACCCUGUAACUGUCGCUAGUAUUCUUCCUGUUUGUGCUUUUCUUGGUGAUUUCUUAAGUGGCAUUAUGAUUCAUGUAUAUGUCAUAAAGCAUGGUCUAGAGCAUGAAGUGUUUGUUUGCAAUGCUUUGAUUAAUAUGUAUGCAAAAUUUGGUUAUCUACAGCACGCACAGGAAGUUUUUGAUAAGAUGUUAGUUAAAGACAGAGUUUCAUGGAACUCUAUUAUUUCGGCAUAUGAGCAAAAUGAAAACGGUAAAUCUGCUAUAAGAUAUUUCAGAGGGAUGCAGUGUCAUGGACAACAGCCUGACAUAUUGACGUUAGUUAGUCUUGCUGCAUGUGUUGCUCAACUAGGGGAUUGUCAAAAUGGCAGAUUGCUUCAUGGGUUUAUUAUAAGGAGAGCUUAUCUUAUGGGCAAUAUUAUCAUGGGAAAUGCUGUUGUGGACAUGUAUGCUAAAUUAGGGAUCUUAGAUUAUGCACGGAGGGUUUUCCAUGAGAUGCCUAGAAAAGAUAUUAUUUCAUGGAACACUUUGAUCUCGGGUUACUCUCAAAACGGCCUUGCAAGUGAAGCUACAGAAGCAUUCUCUGAAAUGGAGUCCUGCGUGGAAGUAACUCCCAACCAAGGAACCUGGGUUAGUGUGCUGCCUGCUUAUUCACAUCUAGGGGCUUUGCAACAAGGUAUGAAAAUUCAUGGUCGUGUCAUUAAGAUAUCUCUUCACUUGGAUACAUAUGUUGGUACCUGUCUAAUUGACAUGUAUGGGAAAUGUGGUAGAUUAGAUACUGCAUUAUCCUUAUUCUAUGAGAUUCCAAGGACGAGCUCUGUGCCUUGGAAUGCGAUUAUAUCCAGCCAUGGGAUCCAUGGGCAUAGUGAGACAUGUCUAAAACUCUUUGAAGAAAUGCUACAGGACGGUGUGAAUCCAGAUCAUAUCACUUUUCUAUCGUUAUUGUCCGCUUGUAGCCAUACAGGACUUGUUGACAAAGGUCAAUGGUGCUUCCAUAUAAUGCAAGAUAAAUUUGGAAUCAAGCCUAGUUUGAGGCAUUAUGGGUGCAUGGUAGAUUUGCUUGGCAGAGCUGGGUUGCUAGAGAAGGCAUAUAAUUUUAUCAAUGAUAUGACUGUGCAGCCAGAUUCUUCUGUUUGGGGUGCUCUGCUUGCUGCUUGUCGAACACAUGGAAAUGUUGAAUUGGCGAAACAUGCUUCUGAUCAGUUAAUUUCCAUUGAUUCAGAAAAUGUAGGAUACUAUGUUUUGAUGUCAAACAUUUAUGCAAAUGUUGGGAAAUGGGAAGGAGUUAAUGAGAUGAGAUCAUCGGCUUUGGGCAGAGGAUUGAAGAAGACUCCAGGUUGGAGUUCUGUUGAAGUGGGCAACAAGAAUGAUGUUUUCUACACUGGAAACAAGUCUCACCCUGAGCAUGAGCAAAUCUACCAUAAGUUGCACGCUCUAACUGAUAAAGUAAAGAGGCUAGGGUAUGUUCCAGACUACAGUUUUGUGCUACAGGAUGUUGAGGAGGACGAGAAGGAGCAUAUUCUUUCAAGUCAUAGUGAAAGAUUGGCUAUUGCAUUUGCGCUUAUUAGCACUCCUUCAAAAAGUGUGAUAAGGAUAUUUAAAAAUUUGAGGGUUUGUGGAGAUUGCCACAAUUGGACCAAGUUUGUUUCCAAGAUUUCUGAGAGGGAAAUUAUUGUGAGGGAUUCUAACCGUUUCCAUCACUUCAAGGAUGGGUCUUGUUCCUGUGGGGACUAUUGGUGAAGCUGAUGAACAAACACUUGUUUAUGUCAGUUUCCACUCCCAUUCUGCUGGUUCAUAUUCAGAUUCAUUGCCACCUUUUUCGGUGUAUUGCCGCAAAGGAUAAUGGUGUAGGUGGGAUAUCAUCCAUGGUCUAAGUUACCACAUCGCAAGACUUUGCCAUUCACAUUGGCACAUAUUUGCCGAUUGAUUUAUUUAGAGGAAUUAAGAGUUUUCUUCAUACACUGAAGACCACCUGCAGUUUAAACUUGUUUUUAUCAUCAAGCAAAAGAUCCCCGCCCCACCAGCAAUUGUAGAAAAGGAGGGACCGACAUCAGCCCCUGUGAGCUCCGAGGUUAAUAGGAUGGAUAAUGGAGUGGAUUUUGGAUCUGAUGUUGGUAGUGAUCAGCAGAAUUUGGUGGGGGAGUCUAAUUAUGAAGUGGAUCAAAUUCAAGGGUAUGUUAAUUAUGAUGCUUAUAGAGGAAGUUCAAGUGGGUAUGAGGGUUAUGAUAGCAGCAAUUGGUACAAUGCUGCUUCAUCUGGGGAAAUGACUUCGACGGCGGCGGUGAGAGGAGUAGACUAGUAGAGGACUUCGCUAGUUUGGGUGGGAGGAGAAGAAAGGAUCAAUUGCCAGCAGAAAUUAUUGAGGUGAAGCAAGAUGAAUUGAUGAAGAAUCUCCAAAGGAGGAUAAAUCUAAGUUAACUGGAUUAGCAUUUGGACCUUAUCAGGAACUAUGAAGUCUUUGUUGUGUUAAAGGCCUUAACCUGAACCAUAUCUUCAUAUGGACCGUGCGUACCUUUUAACCUUUUUAGAGCUUGUGCAAUAAUCCUGGAUCUGCAAAAAGGUUGUCAUGGUUAAUGGGCUAUUCAAUGUUGCACCGGUUAUCGGUUAUCGGUUAUCAUUAUGCUGAUGUUGAACAACCUUUGUGCUUAGUGUAUAACAAAGACGAAAUAUACUUGCUUCGCAUUUGCUGAAUGCUUUGUCACACAUUAAAUUCACGAUUUGUGGGCCACUCUCAGAGGCGUUACUUUGGGUUAUGCCGAAACUUAGUAUCUUGGAGUGCUGUCUGGAAAUUCUAUAGUGUCUUGUGCCACAGGUUAGGACCCAUUUACUGUUGAGGGAACAGUAGAUUAGUUAUCUUAUUGAUGCUUACCUAUUCCUUUCCUUUUCUCUUAGGUUGGUCAAAAGAGGUAAUGUCGUAUUGGAAACAUUUGAAUGCCUUGUGUAGUGCGUUGUAGGUUAGGAUUUGGGACUGAUUUUUCUAUUGAUAGCUAAAUUUGCAGAUCGUAGAGGAAAUAGAAAUAUAUGGGUAUGUUGUUUUCAGUUGUCACGGAUGAUUGAGAGUUUUGAUUCGUAUCAAUGAUUUGAUACUUAUAUUGGUUCUCUUUUAUUGGGCUGAACUAAGGAAGUAAAUAGGGGAUUGGAAUCGAAUACUGUUUAGGUGGUUGGGUCCUUAGGAUUAGAAUAGUAGGACACUGAAUAUAGAAGUACGUUUCUGAUGGUUUGAAUAAUUCCUAUAUUUUGUACGGAUUAUAGUCAUCUUGGUUGUCCAUUUCCAAUGGAGCCAAAGGUUCAUUUAUUCUUUUGGCUGUGGGAUGUAAUGGACUAAAUCAAAAUGGCUCUUACUACCUCUUCGCUUCCUUUCCAUGAAGUAGAAAAUGGUCGUCCCUUGUCGUCCCGUUAUCGCUUUUGGGUUAAUUGGAACAACCUCUCUGCAAUUGCAGGGGUAAGGUUGCGUACGUCCGACCCCCCCUUACCUCGCUUCUUGCGGGAGCUUCUUUGAGGCAAUGGGGUAAUGAUAAUAAUAAUGAUGAUAUAGUCACCUUGGGUCUGGAUGCGUCCAUGUGGGCUUCUUCUGGAGUAAUCUUGUCUGGUUUGAGAUCAUGUUUGUCGCCAGAAUUUGGGGAGCUAAACCCGGCCAGUGUGGAGAAAAUUGGGGAAGUAAUAUUGUCAGGUUGAUAACGAAGGGAACUUACUGAAUUUGAGGUUCAUCAAACUGAAGAUUUCCUUUUUUUUUUUUGUUUUUUUUGAGGUUCAUCAAACUGAACUUACUGAAUUUGAGGUUCAUCAAACUGAACUUACUGAAUUUGUGAUCUCAACUUCUAAAUAA
This is a messenger RNA of Spinacia oleracea (spinach), 5129 nucleotides long. RefSeq names its product pentatricopeptide repeat-containing protein At4g33990. The record is from RefSeq and is a predicted model, not a curated record. The transcript is spliced from 3 exons. Bases 593 to 3043 code for a protein of 816 amino acids. Gene Ontology annotation, biological process: RNA modification. Lineage: Eukaryota; Viridiplantae; Streptophyta; Magnoliopsida; Caryophyllales; Amaranthaceae. Gene Ontology annotation, molecular function: RNA binding; protein binding; zinc ion binding.